UUUCACUGACUGUACCUCAUUAUCUCCACUUUUGACGGCACUGUGGGUCAGACAAGGAUAAGAGAGGAACCAGGGAACCUCUCUCUCUAUUCGCAUGCAAACAAUAAGAUCGCACGCCAAUCGCUCGUUCCAAAAUAAAACGAAUGAGAACCUUGCGCGUUUUGUCGCUAUCAUUGAGACAGACGUAGUUCAUAUGCACUUUCUAAGGUUUCCCUCUACUUUAAGUUAUUGGUUGCGUUCAGAAAACAAAGCGCUUACUGAACGCUUAGUAAUUAUUGGUCCUUACUGUUAGAUCCUUUACAUUCGGACCAACAUUGACGAAUUACUCAACCGUUGUAUAACCGUUGUGUUUUCUGAACGCAGCCACUGUAUUUGGUUACAAAUGGUUACAAAUGGUACAAACAAGUAGAAGAACGAACACAGGAAAUUAAUAAAACAAACCUAUUCUGAAAAUGGGUCCUCCAAAACGUUUUAAGAGAGACAAUACUAAAUGGAAAAAGCGUAAAGAUGAUUAUGAUGAAUACAAUGAUGAGGAUUCAAUAGAUAGUAAUGAAGCUGAUGGUGUGCCAGAUGCAGCAAAAAAUGAUAUAGAAAAGCAAGAUGAGACUGCAAUCGAAGAUGAGUUUGGAGCAAAAGAUUAUCGCUUGCAAAUGAUUUUAAAACCAGAUUGUGCAUCUAGACCAUUAUGGGUUGCACCUAAUGGACAUAUCUUUCUGGAAUCUUUUUCUCCUGUAUAUAAACAUGCUCACGAUUUUUUAAUAGCAAUAUCAGAACCUGUAUGCCGACCUGAAUAUAUUCAUGAAUAUAAGCUAACUGCUUAUUCACUUUAUGCUGCAGUUAGUGUAGGUCUUCAAACAGAAGAUAUAAUAGAAUAUUUAAAAAGAUUGAGCAAGACUAGUGUUCCUGAUGGCAUAAUUGAAUUUAUAAAACUAUGUACAUUAUCAUAUGGAAAAGUUAAACUUGUUUUAAAACAUAAUAAGUAUUUUAUUGAAUCUCCGUUUCCGGAAGUUUUACAAAGAUUAUUAAAAGAUCCAGUAAUUCAAGAAUGUCGAUUGAGAAAAAUUGUAGAAGAUACAGAAGUUGAUGACAUUACUACAAAUAUUCAGACCAAAAUAAAAACUCAGUUUGGAGCAAAAUCACUCGCAAAUACAUUUGCACCUAGUAAAACAAAUCCAGAGACUCCUGAAUCUGGCCAAAUAUCAGCAGAAACAGCUAAUAUUCCAGAAGACAUAACUGCGUUUUAUAGUAAAAUUGAUAAAGAGGAUGAAGAUGAGGAAGAAUAUCAAGAAUUAAAAACAGUUAGCUUUGAAGUGAAUCAGGAAAAAAUUGAAGUUAUACAAAAACGAUGUAUUGAAUUGGAGCAUCCUUUAUUAGCAGAAUAUGAUUUCCGCAAUGAUAGUGUAAAUCCGGAUAUAAAUAUUGAUUUAAAACCGUCAGCUGUAUUAAGACCAUACCAGGAGAAAAGUUUGCGUAAAAUGUUUGGUAAUGGACGAGCUAGAUCCGGAGUAAUAGUCUUACCUUGUGGCGCUGGUAAAAGUUUAGUCGGAGUCACAGCUUGUUGUACAGUACGUAAACGCGCUCUGGUAUUAUGUAACUCUGGUGUGUCUGUCGAACAAUGGAAACAACAAUUCAAAAUGUGGUCUACCGCUGAUGAUUCGAUGAUUUGUCGAUUUACUAGUGAAGCAAAAGAUAAACCUAUGGGUUGUGGAAUAUUAGUAACUACAUAUUCCAUGAUUACUCACACUCAGAAACGUUCUUGGGAAGCUGAACAAACGAUGCGGUGGCUUCAAGAACAAGAAUGGGGUAUUAUGGUCUUAGAUGAAGUACACACUAUUCCUGCAAAAAUGUUCCGAAGAGUGUUAACGAUUGUUCAGUCUCAUUGUAAAUUGGGUUUAACAGCAACACUUUUGCGAGAAGAUGAUAAGAUUGCCGACCUGAAUUUUUUAAUUGGACCUAAAUUAUACGAAGCUAAUUGGUUGGAAUUACAAAAAAGAGGAUUUAUUGCAAGGGUACAAUGCGCUGAAGUUUGGUGUCCUAUGACUCCGGAAUUUUAUAGAGAAUACCUUGCUUGCAAAAUGAGCAAAAAAUUGUUAUUGUAUGUGAUGAAUCCAAAUAAAUUUCGUUGUUGUCAAUAUUUAAUCCGAUACCAUGAAAGACGUGGGGAUAAAACAAUAGUUUUCUCAGAUAAUGUGUUUGCAUUAAAACACUAUGCUAUUAAAAUGAAUAAGCCAUAUAUUUACGGUCCUACUAGUCAAAAUGAAAGAAUACAAAUAUUGCAAAAUUUUAAAUUUAACAUGAAAGUGAAUACGAUAUUUGUCAGUAAAGUGGCGGAUACUUCUUUCGACUUACCAGAAGCUAAUGUUUUAAUUCAAAUUUCUUCCCAUGGUGGAUCUAGAAGGCAAGAAGCGCAACGAUUAGGACGCAUACUUAGAGCUAAAAAAGGUGCGGUUGCAGAAGAAUAUAACGCAUUUUUCUAUACGCUUGUCUCGCAAGAUACAAUGGAAAUGAAUUAUUCGAGAAAACGUCAACGUUUUCUUGUAAAUCAAGGAUAUGCAUAUAAAGUUAUCACAAAACUCGCAGGCAUGGAUGAGGAACCAGAUUUGAUGUAUGCAAAUCGAGAAGAACAAGGUCAAUUGUUGCAACAAGUGUUAACAGCUAGUGAUACAGAUGCUGAUGAAGAAAAAAUACCUGGUGAAGGACCAAGACCAAUUGUGCGUAAAACUGGUACAAUGGCGUCAAUGUCAGGGGCAGAUGAUGCUAUCUAUUACGAAUAUAAAAAAGCUCCUAGUUCAUCAACAGCAAACAAACAUCCUCUAUUUAAAAAAUUCAGAACAUAA
Molecule: messenger RNA, 2837 nt
Organism: Harpegnathos saltator (Jerdon's jumping ant)
Lineage: Eukaryota; Metazoa; Arthropoda; Insecta; Hymenoptera; Formicidae
Gene: hay
Product: ATP-dependent DNA helicase hay
Exons: 17
Coding region: 453-2837 (794 amino acids)
Biological process (GO): transcription initiation at RNA polymerase II promoter; nucleotide-excision repair
Cellular component (GO): nucleotide-excision repair factor 3 complex; transcription factor TFIIH holo complex; transcription preinitiation complex
Molecular function (GO): ATP binding; hydrolase activity; DNA binding
Source: RefSeq, a predicted model, not a curated record